AUGUCUUGGCCCCGCAUGUACAGUACUGCACAGUACAGCAUUGCGAUCCCGUCGUCUAGUGAGCGUUAUGGCCUACCUCGCGGUGGUCGCUCUACCACUUCAGAAGCGUUCGUCAUCUUGAAACCACCAGCCAUCGUCUGUUUCGUUGCAUCUGCGCGAGCGCGAGUUCCCUUCAUACAGCCGACGUCAGCCACCAACGCUAAGACUGAUGCUCUACCGGACAUGGCUUGUCUACAUGGGUCAGGAACGUAG
This is a messenger RNA of Fusarium venenatum, 252 nucleotides long. NCBI's taxonomy places the organism in Eukaryota, Fungi, Ascomycota, Sordariomycetes, Hypocreales, Nectriaceae. The record is from RefSeq and is a predicted model, not a curated record.